Macrosteles quadrilineatus (aster leafhopper) is the source of this 3259-nucleotide messenger RNA. RefSeq lists its product as uncharacterized. Lineage: Eukaryota; Metazoa; Arthropoda; Insecta; Hemiptera; Cicadellidae. The coding region runs from base 90 to 398 and encodes 102 amino acids. The record is from RefSeq and is a predicted model, not a curated record. The transcript has 6 exons.
CAGUGGGGACCUCUGUUCGACGAGACAAGGUUGACCAAUCAGUGUUUUUAGAAAAUACUGAGAACGAGAUACUACAAAAUAAAAACAAUAUGCAUUCACCUGUCUUCACGUCGGACUCUGGAGUCUACCACAGUCACAACCACAGUGACAGACAGGAGGUGGUAGACGUGGCGUCUCAGUUCGUGGACGAUCUGCUACGUCAGGCCCAACAAGAGGUUCAGAACAGAAAGAUGGCACAAGGAGCGCCGCAGCCCGCAUCUGUUGAGCUUGAAGAUGAGGACGACAUUACCACAAUAUCAGGCUUGUUGAAAAGAGGGAACCGAUGGCACUCGAGGGCUCGGCAGGGAGCGAGAGGGUUGGUCACAAGACUUAUGACGACCCUACGGCUGUGUAAAUAAACAGAGCUUGUAGCAGCGAGCAUACACGGUGAUCAAUGAGCAUGCACCGAGCAUCAGUGAGCAUCUAAACUGAGACGCAGUGCUGCAAACUGUGUAUAGAAACAGAACAGGAGCAUUAGGUCAAUAACAGUGGCGGUAUAUCAGUGUUUGAGUGUAAAAUAAGUGUGCAGAUAGAAGUACUACUUUUCCUACCAAAACCUUCAACGUUUGAUAGCUUUUGAAAAUGUAUAUAUGUAUUUAUAAGUACUUAUGGAAAAACCUCUGAGUACCUAGAAUAUUUUUGACGCUGUGCACAACACAAGAGGUUUAGUUGAUGUAUGAAAAGUUGUAUAGGUGGGAAAUAACAAAGUAUAAUGAUUAUUUGUGUAGAAUAUGUAUAAUAAAUUUGACAUACUGUAUAGCUUAUAAGCGCCUCAAUCCGGGUUUGAAAUGUUUUAUACUGUGUAAUGAGAUAUUAAUAUUGUAUUUUUUGUUUAUUGAAAAGUAAAACAACUUUUUGAAAGUCACAUUUCAAAAAACACAAAAUUUAUAUGGGACAAUGUAGGCCUACUAUUGCGUCAGCAACGAUGAUUUUCAAAAUCCUUCGGUUUACGAAGUUAAAUCUAUGUACAGAUAAUUUAAACAUAGACAUUGAUGUAAAAUUAAAUCAUAUUGACAAACUGGCCAUUUAAUUGGGGAUUUGUACCAUAGGUACAUUGGCCUAGAUUAGGUUGCUGUAUUGAGAAAGGGUUAAGACUCUCAUUAAGAAACUCUGUUCACAACUUGGUUUCAGGAAAUUUGUAUUGAAUGCCUUUUUAGCACUUCAGACAGUAAUUGUUAAUAUGUGCCAUCAUGAUACACACAUUAUCAUGGCAGAAUGUGAAACAUCUCAGAAAGAAAUUUAGGGUUGUAUCUAGUAAUUUUCCGAAUUGAUUCUGAACGUAGGCCUUUAAAAGUUUGAAACAAAGCUAUGUUUUAAAAAUGCAUUGCUUCAUUUGAUUGAAUAAAAAAAAUUGAAAACUUAGCAACUAAGUUUCAGAAACAAAGUUGUAAUCUAAAAUAGAUAUCUCAAUUAAUUAUGUUUACUAUACAAUUUACCAUGUGAAGCUACCAGAGUGUCGUAUUCAUAAUAAUAACUGCCACUUAGAAUAGUGAUCAUCAGUGUCUUAACAAUGUUUAACUCUCAUCAGACCUAGUAGAUCAGUAAAAGUGAUUAUUUGGCCCCUUUUCAGGUUAGGGUAGAUAAAAAUGUAUAGAACAUACAUAAAUUUAAAUCGAUUUAAAAAAAAUGAAAAAGCACACAUUUACAAUCGGUAAUUAAAAUUAAUUUCAAUUGAAAAUUUGACAAAAAAUCCUAAAAGGUCCGAAAAACUUAGAAAGGGAUCCCUCGGCCUGGCUUAUGGAUCCCUUCAUUUCCCCAUACGGAAUUUUUCCUUCCCCAUUGAACGUUAAGCCACUGAUGGUGUAAAGUGACCAUUAUAGUGACUAUGAACAGUGGAAGUUUUGUAAUGUUACCAAUAGAUGUCUUAUGGUGUUUCCCAGUCUAUGUUACCUAACGUCGUUGCUACGAUAGAUUUUUAGUACAAACUUUGAUAUGCUGCAUAACUUUGUGACAUAAUUUCUGAAGAAAAGGUGUUAGUCUAACCUCAAAAUUAAUCUGAGAUCGAUGUGUUCUUGUAUUUUUUACCUGAAUUGUAAUGAAAUAGUUUUGUCCAAAUUUAAGGCUGCUAGAUUUAAUUUAAUUUUAAAUAUUUCAACGUGAAGAACAGUUGGUGACGAAUUCUAAAAUAACCUCGUCAUAUUUACUGAAAAAUUUAGGUUCGGCUAAAACCAAGCUUCAUUCUAAAUACGUUUCCUCUAAUUAAUUUUUAAAAGUCGCUUUAAAGCUUUAAUGCAUUAUAAAAGAGUGUGCAUUGUAAAGUUAAAAUUAUGUAAUUUAAACAAGCUUUUUACAAAUCAAUUUUAGUUUUCUCCGUUAUUGAAUUUGCAUACACUGCUUUGAUAGAAAAGGUCGAUAAAUUAUACAUUAUUACAACAGUAAAAGCUACCAACUGUUCGAUUUCUAAAUUGUAUUUAUAUACUAUUUUACCUUAAAUCGGUGUGCCACUCCAGCUAUAGAUUACUGUGAUCGGUGUCAUUGAAUACUAUAUUUUACCAAUCAAAUUGUUCAUUUAUUUAAUCAGUGUAAAAAUGUUUGAUGGUUAAAUGUUAUGGUAAAAUACAUCAAUGAAUUUUAUGAAACAAAAAUAUCAAAUGCAAUAAAUAUCAAGCAAUGCAAUCUCAAUGUUUAUUUUCUAGUGAAUGUUUCUUUGCCGUCAAGACAACUGGGAAGCAAAUGGUGGACAAUACUUAAUCUUAAUACAUAUCUAACUAAUAAUCUGUAAAAUCUAUUUUUCUAAUAGAUUCCUUAUAAACUAUUGUUACAAAACCAAAAACGUUAUUUUAAUGUCACAUUUUGUAAAUUUUGGGUGAUUGACGAUUGUAUAUUUUAAAGAAAUCUGUAUACUAUUAAAAUUAUCGCCCAGCUUAACAUGGGAAUGAGGAGUGUUAGAAUAAAAUGUCAACUGUGCUAUCCAAAAACUAUUUUUGCUUCGGUCUGUAAACUAUUUUUUUUCCUUUAUAAUUUUUUUUACUUCAAAAAAUAAAUUGUGCUCCUUAACAUUUAAACGUUAUAUUCCUAUCAUGUUUGAAUUAAUUUUAAUUCCAUGUAUUGUAUUCAUACUCCUUACAACAAUUACGUUGAAUGGAUUUUUAGUCAGUUUUGGGUGCAAAUGAAUUUGAUUUAUUGUAAUUUUAUCAAUGCAUCAGAAUUGUUUUGUAUGUCAAAUAAUUAGUUGUUUGUUAUUUUACUUCGUAACAAAAUAUAUUCUAAACAAGAAUAA